UGUAGGCGGAACAGAAACAAAAAAAACAGAAAAAUCCAUCUCUUUACAACUAAACUAAAUAACAAUCCACUCUUAGUCCUUAAAAAACCACUCCACUCUUUCAAAUACACUCGUUUCUGUUUCAGUUCCCACCGAGACCUCAAAAGGAGCUGCCUUUUCUCUUUCUACUUUCUCUCUCUAGAAAUUCCUUUUUAUUGUUCUUUUUUCUUUGUUCUUUUUGUGCUUUCUAGUUAAGUCUACAGAUUUCCUAUCUGGGUUUUAUGGUCUUUGAAGAUUAAGGAGUUGUGCUGCUCUGUUAAGUCUACAGAUUUCCUAUGGCUGUGCUGUUCUUGCUUUUCUUAUUGGUAGUUUCUGGAGUUUCUGCUGAUGAAGAUGCUUUUAUUGGUGUAAAUAUUGGUACUGCCCUCUCAGACAUGCCAAAUCCAACUCAGGUGGUGGCCCUUCUUAAGGCUCAGAAUAUCCGACAUGUCAGGCUUUAUGAUGCAGACCGGGCCAUGCUCCUUGCACUUGCCAACACAGGGAUCCGUGUAACAGUUUCUGUUCCUAAUGAGCAGCUCCUUGGAAUUGGUCAAUCAAAUGCCACUGCAGCCAACUGGGUUUCUCGUAAUGUAAUAGCCCAUGUUCCUGCUACCAACAUCACAGGCAUAGCAGUUGGAUCUGAAGUUCUAACUACUCUUCCAAAUGCUGCCCCAGUCCUUCUCUCUGCCCUAAAGUUCAUCCACUCUGCCCUUGUUGCAUCUAAUCUUGAUGACCAAAUCAAAGUCUCUACUCCACACUCUUCUUCCAUCAUCCUUGACUCGUUUCCCCCUUCUCAAGCUUUCUUUAACCGUACAUGGGACCCAGUCAUGGUUCCCUUGAUCAAAUUUUUGCAAUCGACUGGGUCAUACUUUAUGCUGAAUGUAUAUCCAUAUUAUGAUUACAUGCAAUCAAAUGGUGUGAUUCCUUUAGACUAUGCUCUUUUCCGUCCCCUCCCUCCUAAUAAGGAAGCCGUGGAUGCUAAUACACUUCUCCAUUAUACUAACGUCUUUGAUGCUAUAGUUGAUGCAGCAUAUUUUGCAAUGUCCUACAUAAAUUUCACCAAUGUUCCCAUUGUUGUGACUGAGUCUGGUUGGCCUUCUAAAGGCGACUCCUCUGAGCCAGAUGCAACAGUUGAAAAUGCAAACACUUAUAACAGUAACUUAAUAAGGCAUGUCCUUAAUAAUACUGGCACUCCCAAACAUCCUGGGAUUGCAGUUAGUACUUAUAUUUAUGAGCUUUAUAAUGAGGAUAUAAGACCUGGACCAGUUUCUGAGAAGAACUGGGGACUCUUUGAUUCCAAUGGCGUGCCAGUUUACAUCUUGCACUUGACAGGUGCUGGUACUGUGUUGGCAAAUGACACUACAAACCAGACCUUUUGUGUUGCGAAGGAAGGUGCUGACCCAAAGAUGUUACAGGCAGCACUAGAUUGGGCUUGUGGACCAGGAAGAGUUGAUUGCUCUAUUUUAUUGCAAGGUCAACCAUGUAAUGAGCCAGACAAUGUGGUUGCACAUUCAACAUAUGCUUUCAAUGCUUAUUUUCAGCGGAUGGCCAAGUCUCCAGGGACCUGCGACUUUAAAGGCGUGGCAACCAUUACUACCACUGACCCAAGUCAUGGUUCCUGUAUAUUUCCUGGAAGUGCUGGAAGAAAUGGCACUUUUACAAAUACCACAUCGCUUGCCCCAUCAUCCAAUUCAACGAGUUCUGACAGCCCUCCACUAUAUCUCUAUAGUGCAAGUUCUUUUACAAUCCCUGUGAUUAUGGCUGCUUUGCUAAUGAGUGCAGUUUUCUUGUAAAACUUCUCAUUUGUGUUGUAUUGAAUUCUUGGAAGCCCAAAGUUUGUAAAAAAAACUCGGUUUCAAUUCUCCUGGACAACUUACAGCAUGCCCAAUUUUGGUUCUCCAGUGUAGGAGUUAAGGGGUGAUGUGGUUGAUUGAGCAUAGAGCCAUGAAGUAGUUCCCAUGUUCUAACAUGAGAUGGUCAUUUGAUUUUGUACAAACCAGCCAAAAGGAUUAUUUGCUUGGGAGUUUUGUUGUAACUAUCUCAUUAGGGUGAUAUGGAUGUAUUCUUUAAACUGUAUUUGGAACACCUUCAUUCUAUUCGCUAGUAUGACGAUUUUUUUAGGCUGCACAAUUUUGAUGAAAUUGUUUCUUCCGGCUACUAUUGUUUCCUGCACAAACAGUAUGCAGUGACUUUAGUAUAGAAUUCUGCAGAGCGCAUUGAGGCGUUCGAAUUUAUGUUUCA
Molecule: messenger RNA, 2259 nt
Organism: Jatropha curcas
Lineage: Eukaryota; Viridiplantae; Streptophyta; Magnoliopsida; Malpighiales; Euphorbiaceae
Product: O-Glycosyl hydrolases family 17 protein
Biological process (GO): carbohydrate metabolic process
Molecular function (GO): hydrolase activity, hydrolyzing O-glycosyl compounds
Source: RefSeq, a predicted model, not a curated record